Messenger RNA from Cannabis sativa, 3743 nucleotides. RefSeq names its product putative calcium-transporting ATPase 13, plasma membrane-type. Bases 489 to 3563 code for a protein of 1024 amino acids. The record is from RefSeq and is a predicted model, not a curated record. Lineage: Eukaryota; Viridiplantae; Streptophyta; Magnoliopsida; Rosales; Cannabaceae. The transcript is spliced from 2 exons. Gene Ontology annotation, cellular component: intracellular membrane-bounded organelle. Gene Ontology annotation, molecular function: P-type calcium transporter activity; nucleotide binding.
UUUUCAUUUAUAUCAUCAAAAAAAGAACAAAAAAAAAAAUACGGAGUCCACUUUACAUGCUAGCUAGGUAGCUAGUGUACUUUGUCUUCUUACUGAUGGAUGAUUAUUAUUUUGUGCUUUAUCUUUCAAUAGAUAAAGUUUGAUCAUCAGAAUAUAAUUAAUUAAGGACUCAACUACUUUUUGGGUUCUUAUUACACAUUUCGUAUUCUACGAUUCAACUCCUCCUUCUUUUACAUUUCAUUAUUAUUUCCACAAAAACGCGUAAUAGAACUUAUAUAAACUCCUAUUUUUCUCCAUCUCUAGCACCAAACAAGUUGAACUUAUUAAAGAGUAGAGUGCCCAUUUUUUUUUCUUCUUCUUCUUCUACUUAUUACUUACCAAAAUUAAGUUUCUAGUUACUGUUUUGAUUUUUUUUUCCUUACCUGUUAGUAUUGUUUAAGUCAAGUCAACAAGUUACUGUUUUUGUUUGUUUUUCUUUUGUGGUCAAGAUGUUCCCACAAACUAGUGGCGACAAUGAGGCCGAUGGCACUGGUACUCUCACCGCCGCCGGCUUAGUGGUCGAUGCUGCUGCAGCUACUACUACUACUACCGCCAUGUUUGGCGAGAAAAAUAGCGUGUGGUUUCGUUAUGUGGUUCUAAGUAUCAGCGUUUUCAUUUCUCAUGGUGAUGCGGCGGUGGUAGCCUCGGAGCAAUUACCUGAUGAUGAUGAUGAUCAGAUCCAGAUCUGUUCUGAUAUUCAAAGAGACGACCAUCAUGUGAUUGACAUGAUCAUGAAGCCUGAUUGGUACUGGGACUGGGAGAGUCUUGUUCAGAUAGUGAAGGAGCAGAACUUAGUUGGUUUAAAAAGAAGAGGUGGCCUAGAUUGGGUUUUGUCACUAGUGGCCACAUCUCAAGACACUCACGAGGAAAAAAGUACCGAUGAGGAAAAAUGGAAGGCGCCAAUUAUUAGUAGUAAAGAAAAGGGAUUUUUGUAUUACUUAUUGCAAUCAUGCAAUGAUUGUACAAUUUUCCUUUUGGUUCUUUCAGCUGGAUUUCUAUUCGCCAUUGAAAGCAUGCAGCAAGGACCAAAAACUGGUUGGCAUGAUGGUACGGCCGUCCUUGUUGCCAUUUUUGUUAUUAUUGCUUCCUCUUCGGUUAGGAACUUCAUUGGCCAAAGAGAAUUGACAAAAAAGAUGAUCAAAGAUAAGAGCAUGCUUAUGGUGACAGUUGAGAGGCCUAAUGGAAUGAAAUCAAGGAUGGUCCUUUCUGAUGUCAAGGUUCGAGACAAAGUCUACUUGACUGAAGGUGAUCAUGUUCCUGGAGAUGGUGUGUUCAUAUCUGGUGAAAAGUUGAAGUUGGUUCAUGUGUUCAAGAAGUUUGAUGUUGAUAUGGACAAAAAUCCUUUUCUAUUAGCUGGUUCAAGAGUUGUGGAAGGCAAUGGCACCAUGAUUGUUACGUCCAUUGGUGAUAAAACUAUUUAUGGUGAGAUCAUACCAACCUUGUUGAGCUGUGAUAAUAAUUAUAUUGGUCAUGGACAAACGACACUUUUUGAAGAUUUGUUGAGUGUACCCUACGGUUACAUAGAAAAGUUUGGUCUUUUCAUGUCUGUAUUGAUUGCGUUUGUGGCGUUAAUUCGACUGCUCUUGAAGAAACAUGACAGUAAUUACAAUGAAUUGCCGGAGUUGAAAGGGCAUCUCAGCAUAGCUUAUAUGUUUAAAUUAUUGGAGAGGCUUGUUUCAAAACCACAAGGAAGGCUGUCCAUCUUAGUGAAUACUCUUGUGGUGUUUGUUAUAGGGAUUCAACAUGGAAUGCCUUUAGUAAUUGGCAUUUGUUUACACCAAUGGAGAAAGCAGAAGUUUCAUUCAAAUAAGGUGAAUCCUCAGAAUCUCUCCGUUUGUGGAACCAUUGGACUCGUCACAGUCUUAUACAUUGAUGCAACAGGUGACUUGAUGUGUAAGCAAAUGGAUGUUAAGGAAUGUUGGGUUGGUGGCAAGGAUAUUAGCAAAGAACCAGCUUUUGAAACAAGCCAAAUCGCAGCUAAUCAUGGCAAGUUAUACCAGGGGAUAAAUGUUUUGGUUAACUUGCCCAAGAUUUCACUUAGUUUCGAUGAUAACUUGCUCAUUUCUGGGGUGAAGUCAAGAUGGGGAGGAAAUGAGGAAUUUUUUGGUAAGGAAUUUGAAGUUGUGAAGUACAGAAGAUCGAUCUCUAGCAAGAAAAGUUGUGGGAUUCUAAUGAGGAGUAGAACAAGCAAUCAAGAAGAUCAGAUUAUGCAGCUUCAUUGGAACGGGCCUGCUUCAACGAUCUUGGGCAUGUGUACACAGUUUUAUGAUAGUGAUGGGAAAGUGUGUUCAAUGGAGGAAUCUCACAAAGAUAAUUUUGGGGAAGUAGUGAAAAAUAUGGAGGAGAAUGGACUUAGACCUAUUGCAUUUGCUUUUGGAGAGACUGAAGAUGAAAAUCUUAAAAAAGAAGACUUAACCUUAUUGGCAAUGUUGGGUUUGAAAUACUCUUGCAAGGAAGAUAUCAAGUUACUAGUGGAAACUCUUAGAACAGAUAAUGGGUUAAUUGUGAAACUAGUGUCAGAAGAUGAGCUAUCUAAAGUGAGAGCCAUUGCUUGUAACCUAGAUAUUUUCGGUGGACGAAAUGAUUACAUUGAAGUUGAAGGCGAAAGUUUUCAAGAAAUGGAUGAGCCAGAUAAGGAAAAACAUACCAUAGAGGCCAUUGUAAUGGGAGAUUUUCAUUCAAAGGAAAAGCUUUAUAUAGUUGAGAAGUCACAAAAGAAUGGUCAUGUAGUUGCAUUUUGUGGGGGUUUGACAGCAAAGGAUAUUCCGGCUAUGAAAAAGGCAGAUGUUGGGAUCAUCUUAGAAAAUAGAUGCACAGAGAUGUCAAGGCCUUUUUAUGACAUCUCAUUUGAGAAACUAUCUGCAACACAUGAGAUACGAAAGAAUAGUAAAUGCAUUUACCAUAACAUUCAAAAGUUCUUCCAACUUCAGCUCACUACCGGGGUAUCUGGGUUAACAAUAACCUUGAUUUCAACAAUAGUUUUAGGAGAUUCUCCAUUGACAUCCCUUGAUAUGAUUUGGGUGAACUUAAUUAUGUCUCUUUUGGGUGGUUUAAUGAUGAUGAUGGAGUUCAAAGACCAACAAGAGUACUUAAUUGUUGCUAAUUGCAAGCCAUUUCAUCGAAAUCAGUCACUAAUAACAAAAGUGAUGUGGAAAAACAUAGUAAUUCAGGUCGGCUACCAGAUUUCACUUUUGUUGAUCUUUCAAUGGGUGGGCUUGCUUAUGAUGAUGGAUAAAGAUGUCCUACAAACAAUAAUCUUUAACACUUUUGUUUUCUGUCAGAUCUUCAACCUAUUCAACAUCAUGAACAUAGAAAAGAUGGAAGUCUUAAAAGUUGUCAUUAGUAAUAACUAUUGGUUCCUUAUUACUUUGACAACUACUGGAGCUUUACAAAUAAUGCUUGUUCAACUUGGAAUAGGUCUUCUCUGCAAAAGUACGUUGAAUGUUCGAUGGUGGGUUUUAUGUUUAUUCUUUGCAGCAUUUUCGUCUCCAUUGAAGUGGGUCAUAGAAAAGAUUUUUGUUUGAACAAUUUUUUAUUGAAAUUAUUCUACUUAAUAUUCACAUUAUACAUAUUAUUUGUAUUGAUUUGUGUACUUGUUUAUGAUAGGAAUAAUGAGUUGGAAGUUAUUUUUUGAUAGGGUUUAUGCUCUGAAAAACUUGUAAAGAUAUUUUUUGAUUAUUAAACAAAGAGUUGAACAUUUAAUA